GACAGCGGCGUAAAAGUUUCAGUUACAAAGUUAAACAAACAGGCUGCGGAGGAGCUCAGUGAAAGGAGGAUGUCCCCUACACCGGUACAGCAGCUGGGCAACAAACCUCCAGAUGGAGGCUGGGGCUGGAUGGUGGUAUUUGGGGCCCAUAUUUCCAUAGGAUUUGCUUACUCUACACCCAAAGCCCUGUCCAUCUUCUUCAAGGAGAUCCAAAAGGACUUAUUGGUCAGCUACAGCGACAUAGCAUGGAUUUCCUCUAUCAUGCUCGCUGCAAUGUAUGCAGGCGGACCUGUGAGCAGUGCGUUGGUCAACCGCUUUGGAAGUCGCCCCGUCGUCAUGUUGGGUGGACUGAUGUGUGGUGUUUCCAUGGUAACCGCUUCUUUUGGGGACUCCAUCAUUUACCUGUACUUCUGCAUUGGUGUCAUUGGAGGGUUCGGCCUCUCCUUUAACCUCAACGCAUCUCUGACUAUCAUCAGUAAAUAUUUUCUGGCCAGGCGUCCUCUGGCCAAUGGGCUGGCCAUGGCUGGGAGCCCAGUGUUCCUGUGCUUCCUCGCGCCUCUGAACCAGUAUCUACAGGAUAAGUACGGCUGGAGGGGAAGUCUGCUCAUCCUUGGGGCUUUGAUGCUUAACUGUUGUGUAGCUGGGGCCCUGAUGAGACCUGUUAGGAUGACUUUAAAACAGUCUUAUCCACCACAGAAGAAAUUAGAGGAGCAGCCUGAUAAACACAUCACCAGGAUUAAAGGAACGUGUAUGGAGAAUGCUAAGAAGUUCUUGGAUUUGACCUUCUUUAAGGAUCGAGGGUUCGUCAUCUACCUCAUAGGGAACAUAAUGUUCAUCUUUGGCGCCUAUGCUCCUAUCGUGUUCCUGUCAGCCUACGCUGUGAGUCGAGGUGUAGAGGAGUACUCCGCGGCCUACCUGCUCUCCAUUAUGGGCUUUGUGGACAUGUUUGUUCGGCCCGGUACCGGCCUCAUAGCCAACAGUAAGUGGAUCAGGCCCAGAGUCCAGUACUUCUUCAGCUUUGCCAUGGUUUUCAACGGCACAUGUCACUUACUGUGUCCACUCACCACAAGCUACGCCUUGCUGGUGGUUUAUGCCAUAUUUUUUGGCGUGGGCUUCGGUAUGGUGUUCGCCCUGAUCUUCGAGUGCCUGAUGGACCUGAUGGGAAAUCAACGCUUCCCCAGUGCGGUCGGACUGGUCACCAUCAUAGAGUGCUUCCCCAUGCUGCUGGGACCGCCCGCUGCAGGUUUACUGGUGGAUGUCUACGGUGACUACAAGUAUCUGUUCUUCAUGUGUGGUGCAGUUAUUGUGACUGGUGGCCUGUUUCUCUUUGUUAUGAACAUCUACAACUAUCACAUGCUGGGAAAAGAGAAGGCCGCGAUGGACACGGAGCAGAAGCAAAACAACAUAGAUAACCAGGAGCAGGUGAGCAUCUCUGAGGAAGAGAUGCAACAGAUCCCCGAGGCAGCAAUGGAAAGAACUAACCCUGAGGCUUAAAGUGAGUCCAGAGAGACCUAAGAACCAUUUAAAGUCAUGUGAACACUACCUGACUCCUCUCUUUCACAUGCAUAUUAAGAGCGCAUUAUAUGCGCGACUUAAAGCAUAGCUCAUUUAAUCCAUUAAUAUUCUAUUAGGACAAUAAAACAUUAAUUAGCCAUUUACAGCAUUGGCUCACAUUUUUGCAAGUCUUUCCUAAUGAUAUACACACUAUAACAUCUCAUUUGAGUAUGUUUUUUUUGCCCAAAUUACUUCCAUUUUAUUUCAUUCUUCAUACCUCUUAUUAGUGGCACAUUAAUAAAAAUGUCAUUUUUUAUUAAAAGACUCGAAAUUAAAAAGCUAAUUUGAGUCAUCUUAGCUUUGGUUAAUCCUUAUUUACAUUAUAAAUGGAUUUUUUACAGUCAGUGUCGAUUAGAAGAGUAAUGGAAUAAGUGAACAAAUAACUCUUUCUAUGCACGUAGUGGCAUGGGUAAGGUUUCAAGAAAGGCUAGAAAAAUGUGAACAUUGCAUUAAAAUUAUUCAUAUUUAUUCAAUGAUUUAGCCAUGAAGUUUGUUUGGCUGCCCCCUAAAGGCAGAUUGGAGGCUUGUCCAGUAUAUCAUUAGCCUCAUAGUAUGAUUGCCCAAGUCAUAUUUUUUCCAGCCAGUGAUGAAAAAUGAAGCAGCAGUGUUAGGAGAGUAAAGUUAUGCACAUAUCACAAUUUGGCCCAAAAAAAAAAAAAAAGACAUUUUUUUUAGACAUUUAUACUAUGAGGCUAACUAUACGGAUAUUACAUUGAUGUCAAGAUGACACUGUUUGGUACACAGAGAAGUCCCACCCCUUUUGGUUAUAUCCCAUGAAAUCUUAUUUUGGGAAAAAAAGUUAUAUUGCAGUCAAAGGUGAGAGAGAACAGAUUUUUGAUCCUGUUUUAAGUAUGUCAUUUUUUUUUUAACAGAUAUGAUAUUUGUUAAUUUAAAAGAUAAUUUUAUAAGCCAAAGCCACACUUCCUGGUCAAACUGUUGAAUUAUCGUCCAUCAAUUCAUUUUCUGAACUGACAAUCCCCAUGAGGGUUGUGGGGGUGUUAUC
Sphaeramia orbicularis (orbiculate cardinalfish) is the source of this 2557-nucleotide messenger RNA. Its product is annotated as monocarboxylate transporter 2-like. Gene Ontology annotation, molecular function: monocarboxylic acid transmembrane transporter activity. Lineage: Eukaryota; Metazoa; Chordata; Actinopteri; Kurtiformes; Apogonidae. The transcript is spliced from 5 exons. Gene Ontology annotation, biological process: monocarboxylic acid transport; transmembrane transport. The record is from RefSeq and is a predicted model, not a curated record. The coding region runs from base 70 to 1494 and encodes 474 amino acids. Gene Ontology annotation, cellular component: basolateral plasma membrane.